CUUUCAAUUUUUUAACUCUCUCCAACGAUAAAAAGCUUUAACGAUAUUCAAUUUCGUCGUGUCCUAAUUUUUUCGCUUUUAUUUAACCUGUUCAAAAUGAGGUGGGUUGGGAAUAAUGAAGGAUAAUAAUGAUGUUGAACUACAUCUGAUUUAAUAAAGCAAUCAAUCACCAGUGUGAGACGCGUCUACCUUACCGCGCGUGAAUCGGCUCAAUCGAAUCCCUAAAAAGAACCUGUUCAAAACAACGAUUCGGUCACGAAUCGGGCAUCACCAAAGCGCAGUCCGAACUCAGUCCCUCUCUUCAGCGGCAAGACUGAAGGGAUCAGAGAACCCACGUAGCACCAGAGCACAGUCCACCGGCUCAUCUCAGUAUGUGACAGAGAACUAUGUGGUGCUGAAGGAGGACGACAAAACAGACGGAGGUCGGCAAAUCUCAGGGUCGCCAAACUGCCCGUUCCUGGACAAAUUAAACGGGAGGCUCUCCAUAUUUAUGAUCCCUGGUUGUCCACAUCUUUGAACUGCCCAUCCUCCACCUCCAACCCCGAGAGCCGAAGCGUCAACAUCCACAUAGAAGCGAAGCCACCAUGGCUCCAGAAUUCUGUGAGUCACUUUGGUGAGCGUGGGGCCGUCAGAGGGCAGAAGACAUGUUGGGACAGAGGGCUGGGCACCGCAUUGAAGCUUGCUGUAGUAACCAUGGAAACGGUGUGGAGAAGUUUGGCCUGCAUUGGCAUCAUCGCCAUGGUUGCCAGUGGAGUUGCAGAGAGUUGGAGUCCUGAGGAGUUUGCUCAGUCUCAAGCUGAGUUUCUGUCCAGCUUGGGCCAGUAUGAGAUCGCCAUCCCAGUGCGUGUAGGGCCACAAGGGGAAACGCUAUCGGAAGAGGAGACCUCUCACAGGAAUGGCCGACACCGGCGUAGCACGGAAACGCAGAGCGUUCCAGAGCCGCAGCUGUACUAUCAGCUCUCCACAUCGAGCGCUGACCUUUUGCUCAACCUCACACUGCAGGGAGGACUACUCUCGCGACAGUUCCGCGUCGAAUACUGGAAGAGGGGCCGCUUGGCUUGGAGUCACCCAUACUUGCCCAGCUGCCACUAUGUGGGUCACCUGCAGCACCAGCCUCACUCUAGUUCUGUGGCUCUUAGCAACUGUAACGGCCUGCAAGGGGUCAUUGUAGCUGGAGGUGAAGAGUACCUUAUCGAACCCCUGGUUUCUGCUAAAAACUUCACUAAUGAGGAUGGCAGAGAAGGGCACCCCCAUGUGGUGUACAAACGGUCAUCUCUAAGAUACCAAAACAUGGACCAGUCCUGUGGAGUCAUUGAUGAAAAGCCUGGUAAAAGCUAUGGAUGGUGGCAGAGAACAAUAAAGCCCUCACCCAACCAGAUGGGACGGGGCCAGUUACCACUGAAGCGUUCUGUCAGCCAAGAACGCUACGUCGAAACCCUGGUGGUGGCCGACAAAAUGAUGGUCAGCUAUCACGGCCGUCGCGAUAUCGAGCAGUACAUUCUGGCUGUCAUGAAUAUUGUUGCCAAACUGUUCCAGGAUUCUAGCCUGGGGAACGCAGUGAACAUCGUAGUGACGAGGCUUAUUCUACUCAUGGAAGACCAGCCCACACUAGAGAUAAACCAUCAUGCAGGGAAGUCUUUAGACAGUUUCUGCAAGUGGCAAAAGUCCAUCCUGCACCGGAACGGACAUGGAAAUGCCAUCCCUGACAAUGGAAUUGCUCACCAUGAUACAGCAGUCCUCAUCACCAGGUAUGACAUCUGCAUCUACAAGAACAAACCCUGUGGAACACUUGGUCUGGCACCUGUUGGCGGUAUGUGUGAGCCAGAGAGAAGCUGUAGCAUCAAUGAAGACAUUGGUCUGGCGACUGCUUUCACCAUUGCACACGAGAUAGGACACACGUUUGGGAUGAAUCAUGAUGGUGUUGGCAAUGAAUGUGGGGUGCGCAGUCAGGAGACCGCUAAACUCAUGGCUGCCCACAUCACCAUGAAGACUAACCCCUUCGUCUGGUCUGCCUGCAGCCGCGAUUACAUCACCGACUUCCUCGACUCUGGCAUGGGUUCCUGCCUCAACAAUGUUCCCCCCAAGCAGGAAUUUGUUUACCCCACCACAGCCCCUGGCCAAGCCUAUGAUGCAGACGAGCAGUGCCGCUUUCAGUAUGGAGUGAAGUCUCGUCAGUGUAAAUACGGGGAAGUGUGCAGUGAGCUUUGGUGCAUGAGUAAAGGGAAUCGCUGCAUCACCAGUAGUAUCCCAGCAGCCGAGGGCACCAUCUGUCAGACCAGCACCAUCGAAAAAGGGUGGUGCUACAAAAGAGUGUGUGUGCCAUAUGGAACACGUCCAGAGGGGAUAGAUGGUGGGUGGGGCCACUGGUCGCCAUGGGAGGAAUGUAGUCGCACCUGUGGGGGCGGAGUCUCAUCCUCUAUUCGCCAUUGUGACAGCCCCAGGCCAACAGUUGGAGGAAAAUAUUGUCUGGGAGAGAGGAAGCGCUUCAGAUCCUGCAACAUUGAUGAGUGCCCAUCCGGAUCUCAGGAUUUUCGGCAGAUUCAGUGCUCGGACUUUGACAGUGUUCCCUUCCGGGGGAAAUUCUACACCUGGAAGCCGUACAGGGGUGGUGGAGUGAAGUCAUGUUCUCUGAACUGCCUGGCAGAGGGCUAUAACUUCUACACUGAGCGCGCUCCAGCUGUGGUGGACGGCACACCUUGCAGGGACGACUCUCUGGACGUUUGUGUUAACGGCGAGUGUAAGCAUGUGGGCUGUGACCGGAUCCUAGGCUCGGAUGUUCGGGAAGAUCGCUGCCGCAUUUGUGGAGGAGAUGGGAGCAGCUGCCAGGUCAUCGAGGGGGUCUUCAAUGACUCCUUGUCUGAAGGAGGUUAUGAGGAGGUGGUCAGAAUCCCCAAAGGAUCUGUAUUCAUACACAUCCAAGAGCUCAACGUCUCUCACAAUUACUUGGUGUUGAAGAGCAAAGGGGAUCAGUACUUCAUCAACGGCAAGCUGACCAUCGACACGCCAAGACACUUCGACAUCGCGGGAACCACCUUCCACUACCGCAGACCCACCAAUGAACCAGAGACCCUGGAAGCACUUGGGCCCACCAACAUGACCCUGAUCGUCAUGGUGUUGGUCCAUGAGGAAAAUCCUGGGAUCCAUUACCGUUUUAACCCACCUGUCAACAGAGAUCCCCUGAGCAGUUAUGCCUGGCAUUAUACAUCCUGGUCCCGCUGCUCUGCACUGUGUGCAGGAGGGGUUCAAGUCCAGCAGGUAGUGUGCAAGAAACAAGCUGAUCUCUCUGUGGUGUACAACCACUUCUGCGACAAGAAAAACAAGCCCAAAGACAAGAAAAGACCCUGCAACUUGGAGCCCUGCCCUCCAAUGUGGUGGACAGGAGACUGGUCAGAUUGCAGUCGGAGCUGUAACGGAGGAGUGCGUACACGGGAAGUGCUGUGUAAAAGAAAGAUCUCGGCAACAGAGGAGAAAGUCCUGGAUGAUGCGGCCUGCACCGCCCAACGGCCUUCCAUCACUGAGCCCUGCAAAAACCACACCUGCCCACCAGAAUGGCAUGCCCUGGACUGGUCUGAGUGUACUCCAAGCUGUGGUCCGGGUUACAGGUACAGAGUGAUUUUGUGCAGAAGUGGAGAGAACGGUGAAACAUUGCCAGAGUCAGAGUGCCCGAAACAAAGCCGCCCGACCACCAGGGUGCGCUGCAACAUACAACGCUGUCCACCACCUCAGUGGGUUACAGGACCCUGGGGAGAGUGCUCAGCUAUGUGCGGUAUGGGUCAAGAGAUUCGUUUAGUGCAGUGUCUGACACACACUGGCCAGCCAUCUAAUGAGUGCCCCGAGACACAUCGUCCCACCUCCAUGCAGCAGUGCAAGAGCAAGUGUGAUAAAAAUGGCCCUACAGAUAACCCUGAAGAGUGUAAAGAUGUGAACAAAGUGGCAUACUGCCCCCUGGUGCUCAGGUUCAAAUUUUGCAGCCGUGCAUACUUCAGACAGAUGUGCUGCAAAACCUGCCAAGGACACUGACCUCCCUCCCUCUCUCUCUUGCUCUCUCUCUCUCUCUCUUACUCACUCUCUAUGUCUCUCUCUCUUGCCCCCAUUUUCUUCCCUCUCCACCCUCCAGUCUUCUUGCAUGGCCAGAAACACCCAUACUCAGCAUUCCGCUGGAGGAGUGCUGUUAACCACUGGCAGACUGACAUCAUCGCGAGAGAAAGCGUGGAAGAAAUGAGAGCAAGAGAGAGACGUGAAAAGAAAGAGAGAGAGAAAGUCUGUGCUGCUCUCUUUCUCUCCCUCUGACCAGCUACUUUGGCACUGCUGCUGUGAAUACCAGUCUGCCUAAAAGACAUCCGUCAGUGUUUCUUUUGCUUUUCCAUGUGGUGCUUUCGGCCAUCACUGUCAUACAG
Cyprinus carpio (common carp) is the source of this 4397-nucleotide messenger RNA. RefSeq names its product A disintegrin and metalloproteinase with thrombospondin motifs 10 (gene adamts10). Gene Ontology annotation, cellular component: extracellular matrix. Gene Ontology annotation, biological process: proteolysis; extracellular matrix organization. NCBI's taxonomy places the organism in Eukaryota, Metazoa, Chordata, Actinopteri, Cypriniformes, Cyprinidae. The record is from RefSeq and is a predicted model, not a curated record. Gene Ontology annotation, molecular function: metalloendopeptidase activity.